Amoebophrya sp. A120 is the source of this 6499-nucleotide messenger RNA. The record is from the annotation of a GenBank genome assembly. Lineage: Eukaryota; Dinophyceae; Syndiniales; Amoebophryaceae.
CUCAUUGUCCUUAUCAGACUCAUUGUCAUCUUUUGAGGGAGGACAAAAAAUACGACGAUGCUGCGCUCCCACCUGGACACAACGUACACCGCGCUGCAGGGCUCUGGGCGCACGCCAUCCUACCCGUCGAAUUUCCCUUGGGAUUACAGCCGCGAAGCAAGUAAGACGAGCAGGAGACCGGACCAGGAAUUACCGACCACCUGCUUCUACUCGGAGCAAUCGCAAGAUGUUCAUCCGGGCCGUGGCGGCAAAAAUGGCCGUGGAAAUGGACUGCAAACCAGGUUUGUUGAUCUGCGCGGCAAAACAACCAGCUUUCAAGGUACAGAAGGGUUUUUAUGUUUGCAAUAAGAAUGAGCACAUUGACAUUCCAUAUGCGAACAGCAUGUUUAUGUCUUCUCACUUUUAAUACUUUGACUUUCAACAAAGUUAUGGCAGGCGGCGGCAUGGAUACUUCUAUGGGCAGCGGCGGCAUGGGUGGCGGCGGUAUGAAUGGUGGAGGGAUGAACGGCGGCGGCAUGAACGGCGGCGGCAUGAAUGGUGGAGGCAUGAACGGAGGCGGCGGAAUGGGCGGUGGUAUGGCAGCUCCCGUGUUGGGCGAGGAGGCGACGUCUUCGAGUCAAAGCUCGUAUCCCAGAGAGAAGUACCCCCAUAAUGAACAUUGCUUUGCUGGUUAUUUAUUCGUUCACAUCAAACCGCUGAUCCGCAACAGAGUCAAUAUCCUCGUCGUGGUAAAUGGAGAAUGUAAUGCGGACUAGCAUGACAAUGACUAAGACUAACAAAAAGUUCUCCAAAAAAUUUGUCAUGCUGGACAGCCAACGCGAUGAUACAGAGAGCAGCAUGACAAGCUUGUUCAAUGAUCUUUUUUACUAUGGGUGUAGUACUUUUCUUUAGGAUAGCUCGUACAUGAUCGACGGGAAGCUGUACGACACCGGAAAGGAUAAGAAGGAAUGCAACCAGGCGUGUGAAAUGCUCUUCGACGAUAUUGGUACUACUACAUGUGUAAAUAUUUGUUCUUUAAUACGCAUCAAGAUAGUUCGCGUAUCAAUCUGUGUAUCUGUCUAGUGUCAGGCCGCCCAGGUGGUUGUCUAAUUCGAAUGCAUGUCUGAUCGCAUGAAGAGUUUUGAAGAAUGAAACACAUACAAUUUUGAUUUUCCUCACCCUCCUGCCCAGCCGUCCUGAACCGGCAGGCCGAAAAAGCCCGGGCGACGAAGGAAGCGACCGCGGAGAUCGGUGGGGCCGCCGGCGGGGAGGGCGACUUUAUUUCGAAGGGAGUGGGCACGAUUAUGGCGUCCUCAAACGUUACAUUCUCAACUGUUACAUGAAUUUGUGAUGCACAAAUAGCAAGAGUGAAAGAGAAAGGGGGAACAUUGCGCCUCUUGCAAUACAGGUUUGGCACAGAUUUAGAUGCUGUUUAGCCCUUCCGAAAUUUAUCAUGCGAAGCAACUUACUUGAUGGUGUAGAUUCUGAUGAGAGUUUUGCAUGACAAAUUAUGUAACAGUUGAGAACGUUUGAGAACACCAUAACGAUUACGGCCGCCAAAGGUGCGAUGGGAUCUGCGCAGGACCUGAUGGGGGGCAAGUCCGCGGAUGAUAUUGUGAGGAAAAAUCCCCCCUCCCCAUAUCAAAACGGGAUACUUCUGAAAAUUUGUGAUGCUGAUUUGAGACCACAAAUCGCCCCUGUAUUGCAAGAAGGCAAAUCCAAAAACUCCGCCGCAUUCUCCUGCAGGCAAUUUGUAAUGCUGUAUGGCCUACGGAGGAUGUUCCUCCCUUGCUAGGCGCCUACACCAGAACGCCCCUACUCCGGCUUUGUGUCUAGUUGCAGUCUUGUACGGCAAGACAAAGGCGAUUUGUGUACACAAAUCCCGCAUCACAGAUUUCCAUUUCGAUAUGGGGAGGGGGGAUUUUUCCUUUUGAUAGAUGAUGAAAAGCGCGACUGCACCAAGCACUGCACGAACACCUUCGGCUGGUUCUGUAUCGCAAGAAAAAACUGUUUCACUGUGAACUUGUGAUGCAUAGAAUGGAACACAGAACUAUUUGUCUUGCUACACCUGCAAGACCUUGACUCUUGAGAGGUGUUUGCCCUUUGAAAGCGCGCAUGGCAAAUUUUCUGUGUCAUGUGUAACAAACUUGUGAUGCAGAUCUUGCAAAAUCAUCACAGUGAAGCAGUUUUUUCGUGGGAUAUUCUGGGAGAAAGACACAGUGUGUUUUGCGGGAAGCGCCAAGGUGCUGGUGCGGAGAGAGAAGAUGCAGAAAUCCUCCGGUGGUAGGAAGAAGGCCGCUGCGGGAGCUGGAAAAAAUCCAGAAGCCAGUUGUGGUUUUUUAACACAGGAGGAGCUCGGGAACCAUUCGUCCAAGGUGACUUCUACAAGAACCACGCCGCGAGCCAGAAGCAACAACAGGUUUGGAGGUUCCUGUUGUCACGGCGCACCGGCAUUCGAAGAUGUAUCACCUCCCUGCUGUCCAACUCCAAGCACGACGGAAUACGAAGUUUCGGAGGUCGAAAUGCGCGAGCUGGCGGUGGGGGACGAGAUAGCAGUGGGGAAGACGAGCGAUGGACAGAUGAAAUGGGAGAAGGUACUUACUUGUUCUUUCGACAGUAUGUCUUGUAUGAUUUAGUUUUUCAUGCUGCUGCAGGAGUCCGAGUUUGUCACACGAUCCUAGACAUACAGUCGUGCAGCUCGUUGCGCUGCCGGCUCGUCGUCUUCCCGUUUAAUUAUUUCGAUAAGGUCUUGCCCAAGGUUUGUCUUGCUAGUUUUUGGGUCCUUGUGUUGUAUAUAUAAUCUUGUUCUCGAUACUCAUAAAAGAAUCUAUGCAAGAGAAGUUCGUGCGUUGCGGUUGGCCUCUGAGAUUGAUCACUUUUUUUCCCGCUCUCCAGGUUCUCUGCUGGCUGCACCGGGACGAGUAUCAACUGCAAAUGUGUUUAGGUCCGGAAGGCUGCAGAGGAAAGAAUGUCGCAUUUGCAUUUGCUCCGACCGACGAGCUCUGAAAAUAAACAGCGCAAAGAACAAUUCUUACAGAGUUACGAAUGCUCUCCCAUAGAUACGUACCUUUCCGGUAUGAGCAAAGCUCCCCUCGUCUUUCGGUCGUCACACAAAGAGGACAGACUUUGCUAUUAAUUUAUGCAAGACCACGGACUCUGAUGUUCAUGUUUUGCUUUUGUCGUGUCAGCCAGCGCCAGCAUAAGCAACAAGGUAGCAUCACAAGUUUACAACAUGGUCUUUAUUCUAAGUACCUAGAUCCAAACAUAUUUGCAAUGCAUAACAAGACGGCAGAUUGCUGCUUCCUCGAGGUUGAACUUCAGCCGGAUCUUAUCCUGUCGAAAAACUGACCGCCAAUCGGGACUUGUCAUGCGAAUCUGUGUUUGAGAAGUCAAGUUGUCAUGCGCUCAUGAGGAUACCGAUACCUUUACUUAUGCAUACGCAACGAUCACGUGUCAUUUGAUGCGGCCACGCUAGGCGGUUUUUACUUACGGAUAUUUGGCGAGUGCUGUUUUGUAAUGCCUGACUCCCGAUAGUACCGUUGCAGCUCGAGUACCACGGUUGUAGUGUACUAGCAAAAUUCUUUACUCCCAGCUGGACAAUGAGGUACGUUUUUGCACAGGAUAGCACUGGGCUCCGAAUUUCUCUUCAGCUCCGACGAAAGUGGGAAAGUAGACGCCGGUGACGACGGACCUUUUUCUGCUGCCGAUAAUAGUGCAAGAACAUACGAGUCCUGCGAGACGACGACUUCGAGAACGUACUCGUCCUCUUCUAUGAGAUUGCACAAUUUCUCGUCCCCGUCGUCCCACGCUCAUUUGCAAACGCAUACUUAUUAAACUACAGCGACACAACAUCAAGUACUAGGAGAGAUGCACGUGUGGCCUCCGCAUGACAAACGCACGCACCGACUGUAGUCGUUGGUGCGGUCCUCGUUUGGGCUUCGGAAAAGUGGCUUGCAGAGUGAUAAACAAAAGGCAAGAAAUGGUGGAGGUCGUGUCUUGCAUGAGAAAUGAGACCGGGUCGUAAAAGAAGGAGAGUUCGUGUGCACUUUCAUAGAUACGACCAGGUCUCCAAGACGAGCGUGGAGAAAACAGUUGUCCUCACGUCUUACAACUCCACCACGGUUCGGAAAGAACUACAGCAUGCCAGUCAGGCUUCGGACCUCCCGCGCGCACCUGGUUUUCAGCGCCGACCGGGGGGAGUUCGUCCGCGCGAAGGACCUGAUCCCUGCUGAAUCCGAAUUGGAAGUGAUUGCAGUAGUAGACGGGAGAUGCGAAAAUGAUAAUCGGGUUCACGUGCUGGGCGGCGAGGACGAGGAGCAGAUGAAGUUGUGCAGCUGGUGGACCAACACGCAGCGAGAGAAAGAAGGAAACGCGGGCUUUUCGUCCAAGAGCACAGCACGACCUUUCGUCCAGGGUGUUGACCAUCGCGCGAGGACGGGGGGACCGACAGGUAUCAGUGCAGGAGCAGUUGUCAGCACACCACUAGCUGCACCACCGACCGGGCGGAGCGAAGAAACGGUGGCUCCUUCGCCAACAACUACAACAUCAACUUUGCGCCGCAUUAGGACGAAACAAACCUUUCUCCGCGUGAAGACCGUGCGCGAGGUCUACGAGCGCGGGUUUUACUGUCCCUUGACUUCCAGUGGGGAACUGCUGGUGGACAAUGUGAGGUGCUCUUGCUACGCAUUACCCGAGGCAUAUCACGACAUGUACUCCCACGUUUUCAAGCUCGUAUCCAUGCAGGCCGCGUGUCACUACGGGGUCUGGCCGCUGCGGAAGUACCUCGAGACAUGCGGUUCAACGAGUGUAUGCACUGCAAAUUUGAUAAGCCUGGGUCUGGUGGAACAAAAAGGCUGCAGCACGUUGGUUGGUUGGAUAGCGCCUGUCGCCGGAGCAGAUAGUAAAGAUUCUUUGCCUUUUAUGCGAGAGCGCAGUUUGCGUUUCUUUUGUUCCCAUACUGAAUGUUACGCAGCACUGACUUGGCAGAUCAAAAAUUGUCAUGCUCGGCUGCCUGGUGGACGAGGCCGCCCUUUGAUACUCACAGCCUAUCUUCACCACCUUCCACAAGAUGCAGGCAUACUUUUGCAAUCCAUAAUAGAGUUUGAUGAUGGAAAACCAUCAUGCAGAGCAGCGGCGGAGAAAUGGAACUGCGGCAAUAGAGAAUGUUGCUGCGCACCUCCAGGAUACUGCUUGUGCCUCCAGUUGUACAAAUGAAGCUCCUCGGCUGCAUAUCCUGUGUAAAAACCUCCCCACGCCUUUACUUGGAUGUGUGACGCAAAUACUGUAAAUUUGAUGCAAGAGAUUUGACAUUUCAUUUUCAUGUCUCUCAUGCGGCUCAUGAUGAUACGGCUCUCCAGGAGAGACAUACACUUUCUAGUUGUGUAUUCAAAGUUUGUGCUCCUCACUUCAUGCUCGAACUAGCACGAUCAGCAAGCUGCCUCCUGAUAGAUGCGGCCAAGCGAGCCCUUUGCGGAUUUGUCUAGUAGAUUUUGUCGCGCAGUGGGAUGUUGCCUGAGACUUGCACAUUUGUCUAGCAGAAUUCAUGCAAUCGUGACCGAACAGUUGGGGACGUUUUCACGGAGGAUACUGCAGAAGAAGCAAAAGAAGGGCCCGGCGAAAGUGAUCGAACAGCCAGCGCUGAUACAACUCGGGAUGCUGGGGCCGAGCGGAAUCCUGCAUUUGGCGAUGUGGACCAUGGGCGCUGCGGCCGCACUCGGUGUCGUCUAAUCAAAAGGAUUCAACUUCUAGUACUUCCACCACUGACGCAUCAAAAUAAAAUACUUAUCACUAUCUCGUACGACCAGGCGGGGACCGCUUAGUUCUCUCGCUACGAGUUGUACGUGGUAUCAAAAUCAAUCCUUUCAACUAUGAUAUUCACGCCCAUUGGCAUUGCCGAAUGAAUGAGAAAGUCGUAGAAUGCGUGAACGAAUGAAUGACUCGAUUAGUUCUUUCAGUUUUCGUUUCGUAGAAAAAAUUCACAAAUCAAAAUCAAUAGAAUCGCUUCCAGCUGCAGUGCUUUGCUGGUGAAAGCACCGCGAGAUAUUGAAAUACAAAACUUCGUAAAAAUUAAUUCAUAAAACCGCGUGGAGUGCGGUAGGAGAGAGAUAAUGACUCUUUUCUACGUGCGAGCCAAGAGAGUUUCAAGCUUAGUUUCAGUUAAUCCGUUUCUUUGCAGUUUUACACGGAAGCAACAACACCCAAAAAUAUCAAUCUCUAUCUCGGGGUUGUAGCCCUUGAAGACACUUCCUGGGCGAACUGCAGCAAUAAAUAGUCUGUAAAGUAGGUCGGUCGAAAACGAAAAGCAGUACCAGUUGCAGUUGUUUUUCUUGGAGCUCAGAACUUUUCGAAGAUGAUUGACACAAGAAUUUUCGAAGAUGACUACAAUCAAUCUGAAUUUUCGACGUUCUUUCAUCUAUCUUGUACAAUUUGACCCCAGAAUGUUGUUUCAAAGUCCCAAAUUAAGUGUGUGACCGAAUAAAUGGAACGAAUUUGUUCGCGCGCGAGUAGUUUUUGAUGUCGG